Pomacea canaliculata is the source of this 9449-nucleotide messenger RNA. Its product is annotated as polypeptide N-acetylgalactosaminyltransferase 2-like. NCBI's taxonomy places the organism in Eukaryota, Metazoa, Mollusca, Gastropoda, Architaenioglossa, Ampullariidae. The record is from RefSeq and is a predicted model, not a curated record. Bases 138 to 1949 code for a protein of 603 amino acids. The transcript has 16 exons. Gene Ontology annotation, cellular component: Golgi apparatus.
CGUGUUGAUAUUCUCCGCAGUCACGGAGACGCGAAUUGUGAUUGGCUGAAAAUGGGAGCGACGUACAAUCGUUUCAAAAGGCAGACGAUGCACGAGGACCUCAAUGUGCACGCGCGGCGGCCGGAGAGGAUUCGUGAAUGAUACGGCGCAAGUUUCGGCUGCUGGUACUUCUGGCCAGCGUUUGGCUGCUUGGCAUCGGCUUCUACAUCUACAAAGCCCACCAAGACACCAAUGAGAAGAGGCUGAACAGCGCUGUGGUUGACACAGGGCCAGAUGGGAUACAGGUGGUUCAUGGUGACAUUGUCGGCGGUCGGUGGAUUCAGAAAAAUGAGAUGCCCAUUCCACAGAAAAAAGAGAUCCUUGAGCCACCACUUCUGGUCAAACCAACCAAACCUGUCAUCAUAGAACCCAAGUUACCCAACCCUGACAGUAAGGAGGGAGAGGAUCAAACAGACAACAAAAAGGUUACCUGGGACAAGUUUGACGAUAAAACUUACAUCAAUAAGAAAAGGGUACGCCCAGGUGACGAUCCUUAUGCUCGCAACAAGUUCAACCAGCAAGCUAGUGACAAUGUCCCCACCAACCGCAAGGUACCCGACACCAGACAUAUGAAAUGCAGAUCAAAGUUCUGGCCUGAAGAUCUUCCAUCAACGUCAGUAAUUAUCACCUUUCAUAAUGAAGCCAGGUCAACAUUAGUCAGAACAGUCAUCAGUGUCUUUCGAAUGAGCCCUGCCCACCUUAUAAAGGAAAUUAUCUUGGUGGAUGAUUUCAGUGAUGAUCCAUCUGAUGGUUUUGAGCUUGAAGUUAUUCAGAAAGUGAAAGUUAUCAGAAAUGAAAAGAGAGAGGGUCUCAUUCGAUCUCGAGUAAAAGGAGCAAAUGCAGCCAAAGCUCCUGUCUUGACAUUUUUGGACUCCCAUUGUGAAUGUAACGAAGAAUGGUUGGAGCCAUUGCUUGACAGAGUGAAAACGGAUAGAAAGAAUGUUGUCAGUCCUAUUAUUGACGUCAUCAGCAUGGACAACUUUGACUACAUUGGAGCAUCAGCAGAUCUUAGAGGAGGUUUUGACUGGAACCUGGUUUUUAAGUGGGACUACAUGACAUCAGAAGAGCGCAACAGAAGACUGUCAGAUCCUAUUUCUCCCAUCAGAACACCAAUGAUCGCUGGAGGAUUAUUUGUCAUUGAGAAGAGCUGGUUUGAAGAGCUUGGCCAGUACGACAUGGACAUGGAUGUGUGGGGUGGAGAAAAUUUGGAAAUCUCUUUUCGAGUGUGGCAGUGUCAUGGAGCACUGGAAAUAAUCCCUUGCAGUCGAGUCGGCCAUGUUUUCCGCAAGCAGCAUCCUUACACAUUUCCUGGAGGCAGUGGAAAUGUAUUUGCCAGGAAUACACGAAGAGCAGCAGAAGUCUGGAUGGACAACUACAAGGAGUUUUACUUUGCAGCAGUUCCAUCCGCCCGUAAUGUGCCAUUUGGAGACAUUUCACAGAGAGUAGCACUUCGAGAACGACUCCAGUGCAAACCUUUUAAGUGGUUUCUAGAAAAUGUUUACCCUGAGCUCAAAGUUCCUGGUGCCCAGGAUGUUGAAUUUGGCAGCAUACAACAGGACGGAAAAUGCAUUGACACACUUGGUCACUUUGCAGAUGGCAUACUUGGUCUGUAUGUCUGUCACAAUGCUGGUGGCAACCAGGAAUUCUCUCUGACCAAAGAUGGUAACAUACGACACCUGGAUUUGUGCAUCACAGCAACAGGUGUUAUGAAUGGAUCGGUGUUGAAGAUGUUUCAGUGUCGUGCCGACAACUACCUCCAGAACUGGGAGCACAAGGAUUCAGUGCUGAAACACAAAAUGCACAACCUGUGUAUUGAUAGCUCUUUGGUUGAGAGUGUUGGCCUUGUUGUCAGGACCUGUGACCCUAUAUCCAAAACUCAACGAUGGUCAUUCUCACUAAAGAAGGGGUAGGCCACACAGUCUGCUGUACUUAAUUCUUUAUCUGUGAUAAAGAAUCUUGUUAUUUAAAAAAAAAACUGCAGCUCUCAUUACAGCAUUUGUGAAAACCUUGAUGGUAAAACAUUUCACAAGACACAGAAUCAUACAUCAUACAUCUCGUGGUUCAUUUUAUUUUCUUUAAUGCUGUUUCGGAACAGCACAUGUUGCCUAUAGAUAACCACAGCUAAGAACUUGCAUCAUUGAACUAGUCAUGAUAAUGGCAUUUGGUGGAAGAAGGAACAGUUUCUUUCUAGUCAUUUUAGUCGUUUUCCUUUUUAAUAUAUACAUAUAAAAGAUAAAUAUAAAACAAUAUAAAUAAAUUUUGCCACAUCCUUCCUCCAUGCAACUAAUUGUACAUUAUUCUGUUACACUGCAAUACAAAACUGGAGUUUGCUCCAGAUGUUGCUAUGCCCAUUUACUUUAAGAUUUAAAUAAAUCGUGAUACUUGUUUGUGCCAUCUUUUAUAGACUGAAGAAAUGAAACAAAGUCUACCUUCAUAGACUGGACUGAGUCAAAUAUUAAAAAUGAGAACAUUUACAUUAUGUCUACAUUUGUUUAAACUCUAUAGAGUUGUAAUAAACUACAUGAAUAUUAUUUAUUACAAUAAAAGUUAAUUUGUAUUGUUUCAAAAAUAGGCUUAGUUUGAGGACGGUUACUACACCAAUAUUGUGAAUUUUUUUAAUGGAUAUCUGUUUAUUCUAUAUGUAACUUCCAAAAAAAUAUAAAACCAGUUUUAGGUUAAAGGAAUAGACACAAGCAUAACCUGAUAAACCACUUUUUAAGUUUUACAAUAUUUUAUAAAUUGCUAUUGUUUUAUCCAUUUUUACAAAAAUAAAUGCAUCUUUUAUCCUUUUACCAAAAAAACAUUGUUUAAUUAUAUUUAGCUUGUCAAAAUUUGUUUGUUUUGAAUUAAGAUAGUGAUAUUCUUUCUGAAAUUAUCUUGCUGCUUACCGUUAUCAACAUUUACCAUGCCCUUGCUAUUACUUUGAAUGAAGACAUUUUUAUUUUAAUGGUCUAUAGAUGGUUGUUACUGCUGUCAAAUAUGAAUAGUUACUAUUAGUGCAUUUAUCAUCUCAUUAAUUUUAUUCAGUAUUUGUCAGAUUUUUGUUAUUUCAGCAAGCAAUUUGAUGUACUGUAUAUUCUGAACAACGAAUUUUCCUGAAAUUUUCAAGGUGUCUUUUGCUGACUGGCAGGUUAAUCAACUGAAUUUAGAAUUUUAGCAGGCAAAGUAAUCAGAAGCAAACUGCUAUACCUUUAUGCAAGAGAAGUUAAAGAGGACUGGUUCUUCUUUUAAAUGCAUUAUUUACAUACCUUGUAGCACUUAACAUUCAUUAAAAAAUGUUUUAAUUUGCACAUGAUGCCUGCUGCAGCAAGGUGCAUUACUAGCUGCAGCAAGCCACAGUGAUUCAGUUGAGUUAAAAAUUUGUUAAGGGGUUUUUUCAAUAUCCCCUGUGGUGUUCAUUUAGAAUAAUUAUUUCAUGACAAAUCAAGAAGCUCUUAAAAAUCUACAAAAUCUGUUUGUUUUACUUAUCACUAGAUUUAAGAACACCCGUAAGCAGUCCAAGAUUCUUUAUUGUUGCAUAAGGCACAAAAGACACUUAGUGUGUGCACGGAUGUUAAUACCUUCCCAUACAUUCUUCAGGAUGAUACCGAAGAAAUAAUUAGGGGAAGCGAAUAACCAAGGUUAGAGCCCCAUAUCUAAUUCUGAGGCAUGUCAGUUCGAUUCCUAAGGGCGUAGUCAUCUUCCCAACUGACCCAGCUGUCGGGAAUAGGUACAUGACUCCAUCAAGGAUUGGGAACAGGUUACGUAGGGAGAGAUGGACACCGCCGUCAAAACAAAUAAACAAAAAGCUGGCUACAAGAAUAGUGCAGUCUCUAACACCUCCAAGCAACUGAGAGGUCAGGAGACAUAACCAAACUAAGGGGACAUCACCAAACUGUCAAGCUUCAUCGAAUGACUAUGACAGUUCUUUAUUAACGAGAGGUAAAAUAAGCAAGAAAAUGCUUUUUUCCAUUUAGCCCUCAUCCUUAAUGGGGAAAAAAAAUAAAUAAAAUGAUCAAGUGAUUAAGUAUUAUGAGAAUAAUUUUUAGUAAACAUAGAGGAAGGUGAAUAUGUACAAAUGUGGUGGUUAAGAAAAUAUAUAUAUAUUUACAAUGUUUCCUGGAGUUGGGAGGUAUUCUCUAGAGGCCUCAUCUAAUUGUCAUGAAAGUAUUUAGGUAGCUAGAUGGCGUCGAAAGAAGUUCAGGGAGAUUUAAGAAGAAUGAUAAGUGCACUCACACAUGCGCGAACAUGUGGAUCCCAGAGGCCAUAUAAAUGGCAGCUAGAAUUUUCAUUGUUGUGCCUAAUAUUUGUAACUUAAAUGAUUUUUAUUCCUGUGGUAAGGCUAGGUUGUGGAGCUGAAUCAUAUCUUCAAACCUCAGUGGUAAAUGUUCAUUGCAUUGUUAAACAUUUCCCCUUGUGUUGGUAUUAUGUUUUUAUGAGUACAAUGUGUCUGAUGCCCCUGUUUUGUCAGCCUUGAAAAGAGCACGUUAUUGAUCCCUUGUCAAGAUUCAAUACAAACCUACCAAGUGAAAGAAAAGUGAAAUUUAGAUUUUUUAAAGUUGGUGCUGUAGUGCAGUUGGGCAUUUGCUUGGUGAUUUGUGAUUUCCUUUUUGUGUUUUUGCAUUUCAUCCUUAUUUUUCAUUAUUUAGAAAGAUUCUGGGAUACAGCACUAUAAAAGAGUAUUAUUUUUUCCCAACUCAGUGUACCCUGUGCUGAUUUGUUGUUGUUUUUGGUUUUGGGGUUGUUUUUUUUUCUGUGGGGGAGUGGGGGGCGAGGGUUCAAAAUUUAUGCUGAGGAGCACAGCCAUCAUUAGAACACUGCUGUCAAAUUUUAAUUUCCAAAGCCCACUGAGAGAGAACUUUGUAAUGCUUUUGUGGACUUUAUAUGAUGUUUUGGUUUGGUUUUAUCAGACAUGUUGAUACUUUUUGUGUCAUGGAUCUCAUGCUGCCAUCUUUUUACUGCAUGAAUCCUUUUGAUUCCCUAUUGUCUUCCAUGAGUUUCUCCAUGCGUUCUUUUUAACAUUUCACAUAUAGUCAAGCCAGGACAUGGUGUUAUUCAUAAAUAUUUGUGUAUAGGAGAACGUGUGCUUGUUGUACGAUAGUCAAUCAUCAUUAGUCUACUGAGUGACAUGGCAGCAUUAAAGUGGGACUAUCAGAAGAAAGAUGUAAGAAAUCUUCUUGAAAUUGUGUAUAUUUCGUGAAGCCAAAAUGCAUUGAAUAUGGAGAGUUUUUGUGCUUUGGAUCUUAUUUAAGUCAAGGUAUCAUAUGCUGUGUAAGUUAUAUGAUUAUUGCUAAGCUGAGAGUAAGUGCCAUAAAAUGUGGAUGUUGCCGUCUGUUGGCUGAAGAUGUGGACACUGCUAUCACCAAAGUAUUGCAUGCUGCCCAGUGCUUGUGGAUGCUGCUAAAAUCAAGGUACUCUGUGAAUAAUACUAUAUAUUUGUUUUGUUGGAGUUCAUCAGCAGAACACCAUAAAUAUUCCAUGACAUCGGUUUUGUGGUGAGUGUAGGGUAUUUAGAGAUGUAUAUUUUCUGCUGGAAGCAUUCUCUUUUGAAGUGCUGCAGUCUGGAAAUCUGUGAACUGUUUGAAUCGGUCACAGUCACCAGUGUGAUUAUCUGCACUGGAAGUGAAGUGAAAAAGGACCAACAUGAAUGUGAAUGUCAGAAUGAAAAUUAGAUUGCCAAAAUUUGUCUUUCAAGCAUUGACAAUGAAGAAGUUGAACUAACGGAAAAAUACAGUGUCAAUUGAAAAUAAUUUAUGCAUUACCAUGUUGUAUCUUUUUCAUUUUGUUUUGUUGCUUGACUGUUGUAACAAGUAAAGUCCAAGUGCUUGGACUUACAACUGAGUGUCAUUCCCAUGCUUAUAACAUAUUAUGCACAUACUUCCUCUAAUAAUGUGUGCAUUUGGUAUGAGGCUGUCUGUAGUAUUUUAAACUUUUUAAGUCAUUUAAACUUUCUUAAACAGAAACACUUCAUCCAUUUUUAUGGCUAAAUUUUCAUGUGUGUUGGUAGAGUUAGAGAGGUACCCAAGCAGUGUGAAUAAGUUGGAAGGAGUAAGGAAGUAUCUCAUGAUGUGACUUUUGUUAGUUAAAGAAUUUUGCUUUGUCAUUAAGAUGUGGCAAAACCAAGUUGAUAUAGCAUUUCAGGGUAAUUUGCUAGAUGUCUCACCUAUUUGAUUGUAAGCUUCAUUAUUGAUAGCAACGUUUCCAUAGGCAGCCAUCCAUGUUGAUUAAUGCCAGCUGCCAGCAGGCAUUGGCAGUUAACCUGAAGCUGACUGAGUAUUAAUGUCCAGUGUGUAUCAUUAUAUCAUCUUCAUUGUGCUGUUUUGAUUUGUAGAAUAAACUGAGUAUCCACAUCCAGUUUCCAUUAUUGUAUCAUCCUCACUGAGCUGUUUUGACUCCAAGUGUUUUUGAAUGGAUGAUCUUUUCUUUCUUUGUCUUUACACAUUUUGUCCUGCAAGACACAGGGAACCUCUUCAGUUUAUGUUAACAAGUCUCCAAAUUUCUUGCUCAUAAGUGAUUGGCAACUGUCUCACUGAUCAUUCAAAUGUGUGACAGAGAAUCUGGCAGAUGAGAGCAGAAGGGCUUUUUUUUAAAAAAAAAGGCUAAGCACAUAAUUUGAAUUUGAAGACCAGAGUUUUUUUUCUGUUAGACAUUGUCUGAUAGAGCUGAUGGAGGCCUGCCUCAUUUGUCCAACACAAUCAGUUGUAAGCUUUUGGGUCUGGUGAAAGCUCACAUGUUGAAGAGAUAUUAGAGAUUGUUAUAAGAUUGCUAAAGUAAAUUUGGUCUGGGUUUUAGUUGCCUUGCUUAUGUAUGUUCAGUCAUGCGGUCUUCCCUUUCUUUGGGAGAAAUCAAGAUCUGCUUUCGUGAGUGAGCUUAUGUUUCCCAUAAGCACUGUAUGAUUGACAUCAGAUUUUAAUUUGUCAAUAAUUUACACUGAUGAAAAUGGCAAUUACAGAUUUGAACAUCAAGGUUAGUAAUCCUUAUUUGGGCGAUAAAGAAAUGACAUUUUCUCACAUAUGAGACUGACAGGAUGCGUUGCUGUUUUGGGACAUAUCUAAAUCCAUUGCAAUGUGCAUGUAGUCAAUAUGAUUCUGUUAUUUUCUAUCAUUGACAAAUUUGAUAAUGGGACUGAUGUGCUGUAUGGUUAUGAUGUCAAGCUGUGCUUGGGGGGGGUAUGUAUGCAUGUGCCUGUGCAUACCCAUGUGUGGAUAUCUUAGUUUUUAUAUAUAUAUCAUUUGAAAACAGAGACAUACUUAGGGAAAACAUUCAGCAGUCCUUGUGUUAUUUACUGGAAAGGUAAUUUAAUCAAGCUUCUAUAAAAGUGUUAUGGGAAGGUUACCACAGAUUUUAGACCAAUUUUCUGUUGUUUUUCUGUUAAGCCUGCUUUUUUUUUUUUAACUGUAGUUAAAGGCAAAUCUAAAUUUUUUGUUCCGAGUCAACAUCUGAUCAGUCUGUAUGCAUUAUCUAUAUGACAGAGAUAAUACUGUUUAAAGGUGAUAAAACUAUAUCUUACUGUACUUAAUAAUUGUCAUGUGUGAGACAAAUUCAGCGGUUCAUUGUUUGUUGUAAGAUGAUAAGAUGCUAGAGAUGAUUCCUGGUGUUCUACAUCACUGGUUCUCAAAGUAUUUCGGACCAUGGACCACUUUAAUAAAGUAAAAAGUACGGUGGACCACCAAGGCCUAAAAUCGCUCUGUACCUUAAAUUUUGAAUCUAAAUUGCUGCAUUUGUUUUCAUUACAAUUAAAAACUAAAAGUACUUUUGUGACUAUUGGUAUAGUAAUAAGUUUACAUAAAAUUACAUACUUUGCAAAGUACACAUAAAAUUAAAAAUAAGGAAUUGUACUGUGCUUCUAAGGUUAACAGAUGAUGCUGUUAAAUGACACAAUGCUCGCGUUGUGACAUAAAGACUUGGUAUGUGAGUGUUUUAUGCAAAUGAGCAGUUAGGCAUCAAUAAAAUUAAAACUUUUGAAAUCAUUAGCGGACUAAUUAGCUUAUCCGGCGAUUAAAACAUCACUUUGCUGACAUGUGAUGACUGUUAGCCACAGAUCACCUGACUUAAGACAUAAGUGGUCUGUGGACCACACUUUGAGAACCACUGUAAUCUACAUCAAAGAAGGAAGGGAAGUUGAAAUGCAUCCAUAUUUUUGCAAAUUAAGAUUCCAGAAAAUUAGUUUUUGAAAUGAUGAGACAAUCUGCCAAGUGCAAUAGUAAUGUAUUCCAGUUUUGUACAUAGUCAUAAGAAUGCUAGAUUACAUUAUUAUUUUUAACUGUAUUAUCACACUGAGAAGUAGCAGUUGGAUAGUCAUAAAGUUUUCUGUAUAAAUUGUUAUAUAUUCUUAGCAAUCUUAAUCUAAAAACUGAAAUUUUGCAGAAGCUAUGCUUCCCCAGGGAAAAGUGUAAAUAGGACAAAUAGAAUUGAAAUUGACAAUAGAAUUACAUUUAUUACGCCAUAUUAUAAAAUGCCUUCUUUAUUUUUACCACAUAAGAAUGGUUUCACUUUUUAUUGCAAAGUUCACAAAAACUAACAGGAAAAAACUGAUAAGACUUAACAGAUAUGUUAGAAGAGCUGUCAUUUAGCAGCUAUGCCUUAUACUUUGCAUAUGAGAGUCAAUUUGAUACUUAAAGGUCAGUCACCUGUGUAACCUUUCAUUGUUUAGCAGAUGGAACUUUUUGAAAUGUUCUGUGAUAAGUCUUUGUGCUUUUAUCGCUAAAAAACAUGACUGCUGUUUGUCAUCUCUUGAUAUGAUCUAUAUUGUAUGCAUUCUAAUCACAGUUUUUCUAAAAAAAAAGGAUGCUUCUCAGUUUCAGCAAACUAAAUAUGUAAAUAACACUUUUUAAUGUGCUUUCGCUUUUAGAUGAGGUUUAUCCAGCUUGGAGGGACAGUAAUAAGAAAUGUGGCUAUGAUAUUUAGCCUAAGUGAUUUUUACCAUUUUAUCUUUGUGGUUUGGAAGUAUGUUACAAAAAUGCUGUAUUUUCAUGUUCACAAUUUAAUGUGAAUCACCAUGGAGCUGGACUUUCACUUUCAUGGUCACCUACACUUUAAUUCUACUAUGUUGUUGCAGCUUUAUGAAGCACACACAAAAUGCAUCCUGUAAAAGUACUGCUUUUUCUGUUGCUGGUUUACAGCACCCACAAGGGGUUUCACAUGUGAUAAGUGAAUACUGAAAUUGCAUGUGCUUCUGUUCCUUUUUUUAUAUGGGAAGAUUCAGGUGUACCAGUUAUUUUUCUUUGUAUUAAUUUUGUCACUCUUUCUUUGCAUGGGAAGAGUCUUGUGGUGAUUGGGUGUGUACAUAGCCAAAACUAAUUCCCUGACUUGUGAUUAUGAUUGUUGCAGCUGGUAUUUGUUGAACUUUAUUGAACACGAAGUAGUUACAUGCAUAGUCCUCAAAAUGUUUCAUGUAAUAUGCUACUGGAUUAAUGACUUGAAAAUCUUGA